Molecule: messenger RNA, 2715 nt
Organism: Crotalus tigris (Tiger rattlesnake)
Lineage: Eukaryota; Metazoa; Chordata; Lepidosauria; Squamata; Viperidae
Gene: CDT1
Product: chromatin licensing and DNA replication factor 1
Exons: 10
Coding region: 34-1875 (613 amino acids)
Biological process (GO): regulation of DNA-templated DNA replication initiation; DNA replication checkpoint signaling; mitotic cell cycle
Cellular component (GO): nucleus
Molecular function (GO): DNA binding; DNA polymerase binding
Source: RefSeq, a predicted model, not a curated record
UAGCGCCGGGCGAGCGAUCGGCAGGCGGGCGAGAUGGCGCAGCUCCGCCUGACCCGCUUCUUCCCGCUGAGCAAGGCCGGCCUUGGGGGGCCGCGGGGCGCCAAGCGGCGCAAAGGGGGAGCCGGGGCGGCGGGGCAGCCGGGCGGCGACGGGGACGGCCCUGAGCAGGAGCCGCAGCUGGCUCCGCCGGGGACCCCGCUCGCCUCCGGACCCCCGCCGGCCGGGCCGCGCAGCAGGAAGAGGCGCCGGUCGGAGCCCGAGCUGGAAGCGGAGCCGGGCCCCGUCGCGCCGCAUCGCCGCCCGCCCAGAGGGGGGGCCAGGAAGAGGCUCCUGAUGCCGGAGGAGGAGGAGGAGGAGGAGAGGCCGGUCUCUGCUUGCCCCACGUGCCCUGCAGCUCUGGGGCCUCCCAGCCCCUCCGCCCUGGAUAAGGAAGCGAAGGAGUUGGUGAAUGAGAUUCUCUCGCCUCGCUUGAAGUUGGGGGGAACCUCAACAGCUGCGGCCAGUCCGGAGGAGAAGGAUGCAUCCCAAAAGCAGCUCCUGGAGCUGAGGGGCCGUCUGGGCAAGAUCCAUAGCCUGGUGCAGAAGAUCAAGGGGGGAGCCGCCAACCUGGAAUCUGGUGGCGACCUAAAGAGCCGACUGGAACGGGCCCGGUUGCUGGAAUCUAAGAUCCGCCAGGGGAAGCUCUCCCCGAAGGAGGAAAGGAAGGAUCUAAAAUCCACAGCCAAGAUCAGUGAGAAGGUGCCUGCCUACCAGCGCUUCCACACCCUCGCGCAAGACGUGCCCCCUGGUCUUCUCCUGCCGUACAAAUACAAGGCGCUGGCUGAGAUGUUCCGCAGCACGGACACCAUCGUGGCGAUGAUGUUCAACCGCUCGGAAGCGGUCACCUUUGCCAAGGUCAAGCAAGGCGUGCAGGACAUGAUGCGCAAGCGCUUUGAAGAACAGCACUUGGGACAGAUAAAAACGGUGUACCCGGGUUCUUACGUUCUGCGCCAAGAGAGAAACAUCCCUGCCUUCGGUGGACCAGGCAAGCGAGGCACCUACCAGCUGACUGUCGAACCAGGGCUGGGAGCAGGGGAGAAGCUGACCGCUUCCCGGCUGAUGGAACGCCGGAGCAUCUUCUGCAAGAACUUGACUGCCAUGGUCAAGGAGCACCACAAGGCGUUCCUGGCUUCUCUGGACCCUCCAAUGGUGAUAGCAGAGGAUGAGCUGACCCGCUGGCACCCUCGCUUCCGGGUAGACGAAGUGCCUGAUGUUGUGCCCACUGAGCUGCCCCAGCCUCCCCAGGUGGACAGGGUCACCACUGCGCAGGAGGUGCUGGCCAAGGCACAAGGCAUGCUGACACCUAAGAGCACCUGCAUUUUGGGACUCCCCAAACAGAUGGAAAAGGCGUUAACCAACCUGGUCCUAAGGACGGCAGAUAGCAGCCCCCCCACCCCGCAGCCUCCUCGCCCAGCUGUGCCUGGAACCCCCAACAGCCUGAAAGGCGUCUCACAGUCCUUAGUAGAAAGGGUCAGGGCCAAGGAGGCUCAGAAGCUGCAGGCGCUGAUGACACGGAGCCCCCAGCAGGAGCAGCGGCUGGCGAUGCUGACCCGUCUGCCCGAGAUGGCACGCAUCCUGCGCAACAUCUUUGUGGCAGAAAAGAAGCAGGCCCUCUCUAUGGAAGCGGCAUGCCAGCGGAUGAUGGACAGCUACCAAGCUCUCAUGCCCAUGGGAGAGAUGGAAAAGCACCUCCACCUCUUCGCAGAGCUCCUGCCGGAUUGGCUGCGCAUCCUUCCCAUUCGCCAAGAGAGUUACCUGAAGCUGGACAAGGCCAUGGACCUCAAUAUUGUAACCGAGAGGCUGACCGCAAGAAAGCGGAAAGAGGAGACACUCUGAUUUGGGGGGGGGGGGAAAGGAAGACCCCCAGAAAAUAGACUUCCUGGGGGGAGUAUACCCUUUUUUCUUGUCUUUGUUCUAAACAGAAGGAUUUUCUCCAACGGAAAACUCGCGAGCUUUUUGGCGCAGCCACAACAGGAGGGUGGGCAUUAUAUGAUUCAACAAACAAAACAUUCUUGUCUCUUGGGAAGUUUGGAAAAGGUGUAGCUGCUUUUCCAGGAGGGGGGGGGAGGUUGGAAUCCCACAUCCUGUCCGUGAGUUGAGAGCAAAGAGGGACGAUUUUUUUUUCUUUUAAAGAAAGGCUUGUUCUGUCUUGAAAUGCGAUUUGUAUAUGAAACUUGGCAUUAAACUCCAUUUACUUGAAGCUGGACAAGCACUUCUCUACCCCCUCCGCUCCCCGAGUGCAAGCAAAAGCCCAAGGCUGGCUCUGGAGCAGCUCCCCAAGCAUCAGAGAUUACCCCCCCCCCCUUGAGCAGUUCUGCUUGUAGCCCCCUUUGGCCACAGGACCUUAAGGAGCCCCAUCAGGGUAAGGUACAAGAGCACUAUGUCUUGAAUAGCAAAUAGUUUUACAGAAGUGUUUAUUCGUUCCAGCAAUUUCUAGGGUAGCGAGACAAGAAGCCCUCUAGUCACAACAGGAAGAUACAUCCUCACCUACCAAGUAAUCCAAAUUACAUGAAUAGACACGUUUAGCCUCUACUCUGGCUGGCCUUGUCCAAGUGGAAUUGCCAGGAACAUUCACAGGGCUGAUGUGGGAUUGAGAGUGAAGUCGGUCAAAUGGUUUUGUGGUUGGGUUGCUUAAGGCCCAGCAAACUGGCUUUCUGGGGGCCGUGGGCCCAUCCU